Molecule: messenger RNA, 1095 nt
Organism: Kuraishia capsulata CBS 1993
Lineage: Eukaryota; Fungi; Ascomycota; Pichiomycetes; Pichiales; Pichiaceae
Exons: 1
Coding region: 1-1095 (364 amino acids)
Molecular function (GO): asparaginase activity
Source: RefSeq, a predicted model, not a curated record
AUGACUCAGCCUGACAAUGUUUGCGUCAAAAAUGGAAUAGUCAGCUCGUUCACUCUUGAAUCCACUUCGCCUAAUCACAAGCCUAGAGUAAAGAUAUUGGGUACCGGAGGUACAAUUGCAUCCAAGGCUGACUCAACCACGCAAACAGCAGGAUAUGAUCUUGGGCUGACGAUUGACCAAUUGCUAAGUCAAAUUCCAGAUGUCACUCAAACCUGCGACUGUUUCUACGAACAAGUAUGCAAUGUUGAGUCAACCGAGGUGAAUGACAAAAUUUUGGCAUUGCUGCACCGAAAGGUGGUAGAAAGUCUUGCAGAUCACGACGGUGUCGUCAUUACUCAUGGGACCGACACCAUGGAAGAGACCGCUUUUUUUUUGGAACUUGUGAUCAACUCUCAAAAGCCAGUGGUAUUGACCGGAAGUAUGAGACCGGCAUCAGCAUUGUCAGCAGACGGACCCAUGAACCUCUACCAAGCCAUAUUGGUAGCGGCCAGCAAGAGCUCCCGCGACAGAGGAGUGCUUGUUUCGUUCAAUGACCAGAUUUCCUCGGGAUUUUUCAUCAGCAAAUCGAAUUCGAACUCUCUGGAGACAUUUAGCGGAAAAUUUGGCUAUUUGGGAAAUUUCAUCGAUAAUGAGAUAAACUACUUCUAUCCGCCUGCAAAACCGUCUGCGGUUGGGUUGAUCAGGCAGGUCAUAUCCAGAGAAAGUGUACUGCAAUCUCCCGACUGGCCGCGUGUAGCCAUUCUUUAUUCUCACCAGGGCUUCGAUAAGGAGUUGAUCAGACUUUCUAUCGAGCACUUAGGCGCCCAAGGCAUCAUAUUUGCCGGUUGUGGUGCCGGUUCCAUGACUGCCGAGACCAAUGAGUAUGCCUUCACUCUGUGGAAGCGAUACGGAGUUCCCAUGGUUUAUUCAAGAAGAUCUAACGAAGGAGUGGUCCCCAGAAGAUCUUUGCCCAAGAUAGAAGGCUAUAGCGAGGGUAGCAUAGCUGCAGGUUAUAUGAAUCCGCAGAAGGCGAGGAUCCUACUCCAGUUAUGUUUGCUUCACGGUAUCACUGUUGAUGUCAUUAAGGUAGUCUUUGAAGGCGUAUUUGGUGGUUAA